UCUAUUUUAAUUGUUUUAACUUCAUUUCCUUAGUCUAUUUUUCAGCAUUUUGAGCCAGGCGAUUUGAAAGGACUCCUGGAUUUACCAUAGAGGGAGGAGUUCGGGGGCUUGAUCUCUCUUUCCGGCCGACUCACCAUCUUGUGUGUAACACAGGUAAACCGGCACCAUGACCAACACCAGAGGCAAGAGAAGGGGCACACGGUACAUGUUUGCCCGACCCUUCCGUAAGCAUGGCCCUGUUCCCCUGUCUACUUACAUGCGUAUCUUCAGGAAAGGAGAUAUUGUCGACAUUAAGGGAACAGGAACCAUCCAAAAAGGAAUGCCUCACAAAUGCUACCAUGGCAAGACUGGGCGUGUGUACAAUGUUACCCAGCAUGCCCUGGGCAUCAUUGUCAACAAACAGGUCAAAGGCAAGAUCCUGGCCAAGAGAAUCAAUGUGCGCAUUGAGCACAUCAAGCACUCAAAGAGCCGGGACAGUUUCCUGCAGCGUGUCAAGGAGAAUGAGAAGAGGAAGAUUGAGGCCAAGCAGGCAGGCACCUGGGUGGAGCUGAAACGUCAGCCUGCUGCCCCCCGCCCCGCCCACUUUGUCAGCUCCAAGAACAACGAACCCCAGCUGCUCGAGCCAAUCCCAUACGAGUUCAUGGCUUAAUAUAAACCAAUAAAGUCCUUUCACUCACA
Molecule: messenger RNA, 678 nt
Organism: Anguilla rostrata (American eel)
Lineage: Eukaryota; Metazoa; Chordata; Actinopteri; Anguilliformes; Anguillidae
Product: large ribosomal subunit protein eL21-like
Exons: 6
Coding region: 167-649 (160 amino acids)
Biological process (GO): translation
Cellular component (GO): cytosolic large ribosomal subunit; ribosome
Molecular function (GO): structural constituent of ribosome
Source: RefSeq, a predicted model, not a curated record